GUCAACCCAGGAAGUAAGGCGGCGCAAAGAGGAAUCAGGGAAGGUGACUUGAUAUCUUCAAUAAAUGGUCAGAGCACCAAGGACUUGUCCAACUCAGAUGCCCACGGGCUACUCAGGAAGUCUGGAACAACAAUCUAGUGACAAAAAAGUCACCGUUGCCUUCAAGUUCUUCGAAUCAAUCUUCUCCAACACUUUUCAAAGAAGGUGAUUUCAGAUACACUUCCACAGAUUUCGCCGAGGCAUCUCCAAGAUCCUCGUACACAAACUGUACUCUGAGUCCUUCUAGUCCAUCGAUUCUUUCAGAAGACGGAACCUGUGACGUGACGUCCGAUAAAGAAACAGCACUAGAAAACAUGAGCGACACCCAAACCAGCUCGAAGUCGCAAAGGCGCAGGCAGCGGAGGAAAAAUCGUAAGACGCACGAUAAUAACCAAAAUACUCAAACAUUCUGUGAUAGUAAACUAGUGCUAGAACCCUGUAGAAUCCUUCAAGAAGAAUACCUAGUUCAAUCACCAGCUGAACUCGUUAAAAAGUCCACCAAAGCCAAGCCUGUGAAGAGCAGAAGCCUCGACGAUGACGACAUGGUGAACAUUCAAGAAGUCUCAGAAACUAGCGAGGCAGAAGACAAAGAAAAAGACACUCAAGCCAUAGUUUCAGAAGCAUCUGAAAGCGAGGUGGAAUGGGAAGAAACCCUGAGCUUAGCAGCGACUUCAACUCCUCUCCAAGGGUCGUUGAGCACUUUCACUCUACCUCUGGAAGGUUUCAGCACGGACCAAGUCACCCUGAUAUCCCCUGAGGAGGAAAAAUCGCUGCGAAACUUUCUGGAAAGUCUGAACCUGGUGAACGGUCCUGAAGAAGCAGCAUUACAAAUCUACGAGAAGAGCACCGUAGAAAGUAUAAAGCAACGUAAAGCUAAGAAAAGAGCUGCAUUGGAGGAAUACUUCACCCCACUCAGUCAGAACUCUAGGUUCUUGGACGCUAUAAGUGAGGAAGCUAGCGACAAAGACAGCGACAAGGAGCAGCCGAGUCUCACCAGGCAUUUGAAACAAGGAACGCCAGAACUCGAUGUGCCUCCAAAAGUUCCUUCCAGGACUAGCAGGCAGAGGAGGCAGGCUUUACCCCCAAAAUUCUCCGCUCCCGUGGAGCAGGCCCCUGCCGUCUUAGUUGAUGCAAAAAUCCUGGAAAACCCGUCAAUGUCUGAGGGAUACUGCAGUACUGUCAGAACCGAAGAAGCCUCAGCGUCUACUGUGGAGGUAGUUUUUCUUACUUCAUCUGGUACCGACUCUCCAGAAGAAGUGGAAAGUAGAAGUAGUGACAGCUACGAGUUGGAAGCUGGACAGGUUGAUAAAGAAGAAUCUGAAGUUGAAGCAGAAACUACGGCAGAAAAAUACGGCAACACAGUCAAAAGUGAUCACCUUAACGAGAGUUGCGUGCUUCAAGAAGUUUCUGGGUGCAAUGAAACCACUCAAAGCACCUCCUCGACGCAAUAUAGCUUCACAUUGAAAACUGACAAGGUCGAAGAAAAUCAGACAAUAAUGCUCUUGUCCCAACUCACUCCACCUCCUACACCAGAAAACUUGUCACCCAAGUAUAAAAAUAUACUGGGAUCAGAGGCAGUUGAAGAUUCCCUGCAAUCUGAUGUACAUAGCUGCGCUGUAGAAACUCAGUACACCAAGUUUGCUGAUACAGAUCUGAAUACCAAACCCGAAGAUACUAUUCUAGACCAGAAAAUCAAACUGGACCCUAAUGUGGAAACCAGUGAAGUAUAUACGAAUGUCAUAACACCCCCACCGCCAUCUAGAUCUUCUUCCAGCAGCAGAAGUUCGAGCAGAGAGAGCUCCCUAUGUACCGCCAAGUAUAAUCCAUCAACAUCCUCUAUAAUUGAGAUUUUAUCAAGAGAAGAAGAUGAUGAUAGUUGCACCCAACCCCUUACUCUUCGCGAGCUAUGUUUGAAGCUCCUACUGACGCUUCCCCAUGGCCAAGAGAUGCUACAAGAGCUAGCUGAAGUUUCCAAGCAAAUAGAUUCCUUCACUAGAUCCCUUCCCAGUACCUUUUUACCUCAGAUAGUCCCUAUAGCACACUUCACAAGUACUACAAAUACAGACGUUAAUAAUAGUUCUUAUAACCUUUCAGUCCAAAAAUCCCACAAACGAUUGCCUUCCGAAGAGGAAAGGGAACAAGAACAAAAGGAAAGUACUGAAGAUUCGACGAAAACGAGUGUGGGGGUGACUUUUUUGAGUAGGGGUACCAUAGGGGGUGAGAAAGACAAAAGUGAUUCACUGUUAGGGCAAGAUGGUUUGAAAGAUCUGAGUCAGGUGAAGGAAGAACAAUCCAAGCAGCUGAGUAGUUUGAGUGUUGAAACGACCAAAACAGCAGAUACAGGUGAAAGAGAAAAAAUUUAUAUUCACGAACCAACUUCAAGAGAAACAGUCAUUCCAAUUCAACUUGAAGUGGAAAGGGAUAUACCAAUUGUCAUCGAGAAAGCUAUUCCCAAAAGUAAAGAAAUUGUUAUACCAAUACAAAAAGAUUGGUUAGAUCUAAAGAGCGAGGAAUUCUCCCAGUCCUCAACAGCCUCUGCUGAAGACAAAAUGAAACAGAGACAAAUGCCGAUGAAAAAUGAUUGGUUUGGUUUGGCUUCUGGUGGUGACCUUUUGCCUCAGAAAGGGCAAGAAAAGGGGGGUGAGAAGAUUCCAGAUGGGUCCAAUAAACUUCUGAAGCUGCACGAGAAGUACGUCAACACAAAAAAUAGCCAAGAGGAAGUCAAACAAAUAGAAGAAACAAGCCUGAGUAGUCCUGGAUGCAACAGGCUGCUGACCAUCAUAAAGGAGGAACCUUCUACAACUGUGGAAGACAGUAACUACAUAUAUUUCGUAGAAAAGGAACCAAAGGCUGCCUCAACGUUGCCAAGAGAGACAGCAAGGCUGCAUGCCAAAGAUCUAUCAGAAUGGCUGAAUUUAGCCAGAAACAAGAGCAUGAGUGAAAGCAAUUUGAGUGCUGUUCCAGCUAUUCCCGAAAAUAACUUGAGGAGCUACUUUGUUAUGCAGUCAACGCCUGCAGCACCUCGUCGACGCACGUCUCUUCCCCAGGUUCUCUACGAGAAACAACUUCUCUACAUCCAGGAGAAGGAAAGAGAAAUCCAGCGGCAGCUUGAACAGUUAGAGGAGGAGAAGAGGUUGUUGAAUGCCGAAAUGGAACCCUUGAGGGAGUUUCAAGCCGAAGACUUCUACUUCUCUCGCAAAGGUGACUUCGCUGAGAACAGACAAAGGCACUCCAUGCCUGCCAUCCCCACCGAAAUUUUCCGUCAGCAAAUGUACGAGGAGUACAUGGACAAGUUCGCGGAGCGAGAGGAACGUAAGCAGCAUAAGGUCAUCAAGGUUACCUCAUCCAAGGACUUAAAUCCGGUCGGCGAGAAAGCCGGAGCUAGGGAAAUUGUUCAUCCCAUCCAGAUUGAGGAUGAGUUCAUGGACAAGGUGAAGCAGAAGCAAAGAGAGGGGAAGUUGGAGAAAGUGAAGAGUUUGGACAUUGACGGGAGUGUCGCGUUCGUGGAAGAAGGAGAUCCCGUGUUGGUGAUCGACGGCGAGAAGCUGAAGGAGGCGAAAGCGUUGCCGAAACAUCUGCAAGAAUUUGUAGGAGACGACGGUGAGUUUUGAUGUGAUGUGAAUUAGAUAUUUGGACUAAUAUCGCUGUAUCACCUACUAAUGUUGAAUAAAUAACGUUCUGAAUG
Molecule: messenger RNA, 3724 nt
Organism: Leptinotarsa decemlineata (Colorado potato beetle)
Lineage: Eukaryota; Metazoa; Arthropoda; Insecta; Coleoptera; Chrysomelidae
Gene: CAP
Product: Cbl-associated protein
Molecular function (GO): protein binding
Source: RefSeq, a predicted model, not a curated record